Molecule: messenger RNA, 1403 nt
Organism: Pectinophora gossypiella (pink bollworm)
Lineage: Eukaryota; Metazoa; Arthropoda; Insecta; Lepidoptera; Gelechiidae
Product: RIB43A-like with coiled-coils protein 2
Exons: 9
Coding region: 30-1172 (380 amino acids)
Source: RefSeq, a predicted model, not a curated record
GCGAUUGCGGGGUUUGAUUUAGGAGCAAGAUGAUGAAGCUUCAGAUCGCCAACGACCAGGACAGGAAGGAGGCUCAGAAUAGAGAGAGGCGGCGCCAAUGUGAGCUCGAAAGACGGGGCAGAAUUUUCAAUGCGCGCAACAGAAAGAUUGGCGUGGAUGUGCCGUUCCUGCAGCGUCAGAUCGCGGAGAAGAAAGCGGAGCGCGAAGACGAGCAGCGUCGGAACCUCGCGUUCGCCAGCCAGAUGAUCAAGGACAGCGAGCUCGCCUCCGUACUGGAAGCUAGGGAACGAGAGGAGCGUCGUCGCAUCGGCGUAGAGAUAGACGCGUUUCGCCAGAAAUACCAACGGCCGGAGGACCGGCGGGAGUAUGACCUCAAUGACCCUGACGUGCUGAAGAAGCAGCUGCCUCCAAGGGUAGAUGAUGGUGACCCAGUUGGACUGUCCAGCGCGCAGAAGUUCGAAGGCGAGGACCUGAACUACGAGGAGCGCAAGAAGCUGAUGGCAGCGCAGAAGAACGCCUGGCUCGAGCAGCAGGUGCAGGAGCGAAAGGCGGCGGAAGAGGAGCGGAAGAAGGCUGAAGCCGCCUAUAUGAUGGCCAUCAAAGCCCGUGACGCGAGAGCUGGCGAGCUAGACAGACUGGAGCGCGAGUGCCGUUAUCGACUGGGACAAGCCAACCUGCGCUACAACGAAGCCCUGGUGACAGAGAGGAAGCAACUGGAGCAAGUCCUGAAAGAACAGGAGGAGGCGGACAACUGCGCUGAGAUGUACAACAUGCUCACCUCGGACAUGCUGACUGAGAACCCAGAUGUGUCCAAGAGCGCGCUCGGCAAGAACAGAGCAAUCGGAUACAUGUACAAGGGAAUGAACCAAGAAGAACUGAAGAAGUUCUACGCAGCGCAAAAAGAACAAAUGGCUGCCUCAAAGGCCAAACGCGACGCGGAAGACAAGAUGGAAGCAGAGUGGCAGGCGCUGGCUAAGUCCAUUCAGCGUGAGGCGCAACGACUUGACAUCCAGGAGAACAGGACCAGAAGGAAUAUCGCGCGCCAGAUGUUGGAAGAGAACCAGCUGAUGGCUCUUCAACAGAAGGAGAAGGAGAAGUACUUCCGCGAGGUGGUGUACAACAACACCCCCACAGACGAUUACUACGCUCAGUUCAACACCACCACCAGAUAGACUACCCCAAGAAUCGUGACGUCAUAACUUUGGUAGUUGCUAGACUGGCUGCAAGACUCAUGACGUCAUACCAUCGUCCUUUGAUAGUAUUGUGUUCGCUCACUGGAUAAGUUUGCAACAGUUCGGUUCUAUUUGCUACCUUGUUCUAAACAUUUCCAAGUUGAAAUCCUCAGCGCGCCCUCAGUUUAAUUUGGUAUGGGCCCAAGACUCGAUGUUUUACCCGACCGUGGU